Molecule: messenger RNA, 1560 nt
Organism: Camellia sinensis
Lineage: Eukaryota; Viridiplantae; Streptophyta; Magnoliopsida; Ericales; Theaceae
Product: glutamate dehydrogenase 2
Biological process (GO): L-glutamate catabolic process
Cellular component (GO): mitochondrion
Molecular function (GO): L-glutamate dehydrogenase (NAD+) activity
Source: RefSeq, a predicted model, not a curated record
CCCUCUCUCUCUCUCAACCCUUUUGUCCUCCUAUAACCUCCAUUGGAGUCUGUCAAGCUCUCUCUCUUGCAACCAUGAAUGCUCUUGCAGCCACCAAACGCAACUUCCGCCUCGCCUCUCACAUUCUCGGCUUGGAUUCCAAGCUCGAGAAGAGCCUCCUCAUCCCCUUCAGAGAAAUCAAAGUCGAGUGUACGAUCCCAAAAGACGAUGGAACUCUAGUGUCCUAUGUCGGAUUCAGAAUUCAACAUGACAAUGCUCGAGGUCCAAUGAAAGGCGGCAUUCGUUACCACCCUGAGGUUGACCCAGAUGAAGUGAAUGCUCUGGCUCAACUAAUGACAUGGAAAACAGCAGUAGCUGAUAUUCCAUAUGGUGGAGCAAAAGGCGGUAUUGGUUGCAACCCAAUGGACUUGACAAAGAGUGAGCUGGAACGUCUUACUCGAGUGUUCACCCAAAAGAUCCAUGAUCUUAUAGGAAUACACACUGAUGUUCCUGCUCCUGACAUGGGAACUAAUGCACAAACAAUGGCUUGGAUUCUAGAUGAGUACUCAAAAUUUCAUGGGCAUUCACCUGCAGUUGUUACAGGAAAGCCUAUAGAUCUCGGAGGAUCGCUUGGCAGGGAGGCUGCAACUGGACUCGGAGUGGUUUUUGCAACUGAGGCUCUACUCGCUGAUUAUGGGGUGUCAAUUUCAAAAAUGAAGUUUGCUAUCCAGGGAUUUGGAAAUGUGGGCUCAUGGGCAGCCAAGUUUAUUCAUGAUCGAGGUGGAAAGAUUGUGGCAGUAAGUGACAUUACUGGGGCAGUUGAGAACCCCAACGGGAUUGAUAUUCCGGCUCUCCUGAAACACAAAGAUAGCACAAACAGUUUGAAGGGGUUCAAUGGUGGAGAUGCUAUGGAUCCAAACAACUUGCUAAUUCAUGAAUGUGAUGUUCUCAUUCCAUGUGCUCUAGGUGGUGUUCUCAACAAGGACAAUGCUGCUGAUGUGAAAGCAAAAUUUGUUAUAGAAGCUGCAAAUCAUCCUACUGACCCUGAAGCAGAUGAGAUUUUAUCCAAGAAAGGAGUUGUUGUACUUCCCGACAUCUAUGCAAAUGCUGGAGGUGUGACUGUGAGUUACUUCGAGUGGGUUCAGAACAUUCAAGGGUUCAUGUGGGAUGAAGAGAAAGUGAACCAUGAGCUUGAGAAGUACAUGAGGAGAGCUUUUCAUGAAAUCAAGGCGAUGUGCAGUACCCAUGGAUGCAACCUUCGUAUGGGUGCGUUCACUUUGGGAGUGAGCCGAGUUGCACGUGCCACCCUCUUGAGGGGUUGGGAAGCAUGACUGAUAUAAUUCCUUAAUAAUAAUAUGCAUCUGCUAGUUUCUGCUGCUGAUGAGGAAGAGAUGACGAUGAAAGUUUGUCGCUCUGUUUUUGUCUCUUAUAGUCAGUGGAAUUCAGUAGGUGUUACUCUAGUGUCGUUAUUAGCUAGUACCAGUUUAUAAAGCUCUUAGUGGGCCAUUGGGGAACAAAUGUUGAAAGUUUUUACUUAAAAAGUAGAACGAAUAAAUUCAAAGCUGUGUUCUUCGCAUGCUA